Molecule: messenger RNA, 3390 nt
Organism: Nematocida homosporus
Lineage: Eukaryota; Fungi; Microsporidia
Exons: 1
Coding region: 1-3390 (1129 amino acids)
Source: RefSeq, a predicted model, not a curated record
AUGACUAACAGAAGUCGAGACUAUGUUGGCUGUUUUUGCCGUAAGCAUUUGCGUCAUUGGAUUGAAAAUACCCAGUUAAUUGAAGAUAAACUCUGGGCCGGACAUUUAUACUAUUCUAGAUCUAAUCAAGAGAUCAAAUGUCCACUUAAAGAGACAAAUAAGUGUAAUGAUCAGAUUGAAACACUACCUACUAAUGCACUAGACUUAGCAGUACUGGUUAAAGGUCAACUUACUAGUGGGCUAGAUGCCCAUACAACCCUUGCCAGUCUUACUCAAAGCAUCUUGAGUAUGGAGAGAUUGGGCGAUUUGCGAGUUGGGUUUGAGACUCUUCUGAUGGCUAUUCAACAAAUCAGCACUAGCCAAACCACCAACCCAGCACAUUAUAAUGACGUUUUAUUACCAUAUUUAGAAAAUAUUAAGGACCAACUUAUCAUUCUACUAGAUAAGAAAAUAGCCGGUACACAUUAUGUUAUUAGAACACUAAUCAAAAGUGUGACCAAAGAGUUAGCUACUCAUUUUGGUCCAUCCUUUUUAGCGAGUGUUCAUUGGUCUGAUCAAGCUAAGCUAGAGAUGGCUUUAUUCUUUGAAGGCAGUUUCGCAGUGGUCAAGCAAGAAGAUAUAGACUUAAUCAAUAGCAAAGGAAAGGGCGACGUUGUGCUGAAAAUACUUCGGCGUUUAGACCCCAGAGACUAUGCCGAUCUAUUAGCUAACAUAGUACCUAACUGUGUUGGCAGUCGCAAUCUACGAGUAUUAGCUGCUAGACUGCCACCCACUCACCAGCAAGCGAUCAUGCACGUGCUGUUUGGUUUAAAGUCAUUCAUUGUCCUCUACUUCAUAAGCAACCAGACGGACCUGCCCAGCUACUUAUUAUCCGGGGCAGUUAUUCAUCGGAAUGAAGAGAUUCGAACGGAGUAUUUUGACCUUCUAACUAGGCGACUAGAAUGUUCUGAGGAUACAGUUCGGCUAGUAAGUGGAUGGCUUCAGCUUAAUCAAGUUCUUCAGGCCAAAGAGAAUCAGACUAGAGCAGCAUCAGCCUUUGCCUUCUUCAUAACUAAGCUCCGGAACAAGUUCUUAAAACGCUAUAAGUACAUACAAGCCAAAGGCUGGUCUGAGCCUACUCUAACCGCCCCCAUUGCUUAUUUCACAAUGAUAGUGAAGAUUGUAUUGGGAAUGUGUGAAAGUCAAAACAUCAUUCGCCAACUCCAGGGCCUGCAUUACUUGCAAGCACUCUGUUCCAAUCCCGAGUCGGCUUCUUUUGUCCCGACAGCUGAUAAAGAAAGGAUUGCGCUUAGCACCAUAGGCUCGCCCUAUAAGAUUAUUCGCCAAGCAGCGGCCCAACUGCCUUUAGCUCUUCCUUUCACCACCGUACAGUCGGCCUACACUGCCGCGGACACAGCUCUUUUCUAUGGAGCCACUCUACUUUUCACUACCCAAUCACUUUCUGACGCCCAAACCCAGCAGGCCAUUACUUUUGCCACUGACCAACUAGCCAGUCCUUCUAUUUCUAUCCUGCAAACCCACAAGAUGGUUCAUUUACUUUGGUCUAUCUUCAACUCAGCCAGUGGUCGGCCCAUCAUUAUUGAGGCCGAAAGAAUCAAUCCCGAGGUUAUGGUCGAAACACACAAGCGCCAAGCCCUUAAACACACUCCUUUAUCUCUCUACCCACAAGUUAACUUAAACUCCAACCAAACGAUUGAGCACCUUUAUCAGCACCUCAUUACUCCUUUAUUCGAAUCUUCCCUAGCUAUUAUCCAGUCCAGAGACAUCUACCUCUCCUCUUAUCUCAAUGAGCAACCUUUAAGUCAAGUUACUACUAAAACCGCCAAUAAUACAAACACCACUACCAAAAACACCGACUCCCCACCCGUUUUCGCAGAUAACAGUGAGUACGUCCACCAUUGGUAUGUUCUUCGUGAAACUCUACUAUUUAUUCAGCUGUACGCGAUUAUUACCAAAGAUACCACCUGUUUAGAUCGAUUUUGCUUUGCCCUUCUAACGGCUGGAGGCCAUUUAGGCAAUAUUAUGGUCUCUUCACUCUGUAUCAAGAACUUGCUUUUAUUCUUCAACUCCCCUACCCAGACCACAUCCCUCGCCCAAACUUAUCUCACCGAAAUUGAGCAUAAGACUUUCAAAACCGUUCGAAGAGAUGGUGGUAUUCCCUAUCUUUUCAAAGCCAUCUGUGCCUCCGAAACUAAUCUUAAACAGAAACCAGCCACUCAUCUCAUUCUAACUACCUGUAUCCAAAAAGCCUUCUCGCUCAUCACUAAUGCUCUUACUCUUCCACCCAUCAAGAACAAUACAGCCUGCCUCCCUGAUCCCGAUGCGUUCCUUCUUACUCAGCUUUCAAUCACGUCAGUCCCUCCUUCUACUCCCUUAGAAGCCUGUAUCCGCCAACCCGAUCUUCUCAUUCACUACCUCUGCUUACUCAAAGGAGUAGCAGGUGAUAGUAUUUUCCGCUACGGCAUCAAACAAUACGAGCCAGCAUUAUUCUUACUUUCAACUAUUCUAAUAUCUCACUCUAACUGGAAGAUCAGAAAUGCCGCGUUAAUGCUCUACACCACUCUUAUCAAAAAGAUGUGCAAAGAAACACUCAACGGAUUCCUAUCUUCCUCUAUCUCACCCAAGUAUACCAAAAUUGCAGUACUCAAAGAAUCCCGCCAAGUCCUACUGAGCUGUCUUACCUUUUUUACUGAUACCAAUGAUUACAACGGCAUUUUCUCAACUCUAGUCUUCUUCUGCCGUCUUCCCGAUCUCACUGCCACCGAGUCUUCUUUCUUAACUUCUCUUCUACCCAAUACUUCCUCUAAGUCCUAUCCAGCCCGCAUCAUUCAGAAACUCCAACUCAUUAUAACAGCACACCAUUCACAGCCCCAAUCACCACAACCCCAAGCAGACUCAAACCAACUUAUCCGUAAUGCCCAUCUCCAAAUCCCCCCUACUAUUUCCGAGGCCCUAGACAAACUCCCACCAACUAUUCUUACUGAUCUUCUUCCUAGCACCACCCCACCCAACCCAAUUCCAUCCAACACCACCCCACCCAAUCCAAUUCCAAACUCUUUCACUACUUGUCAAGGCCCUCACAUCUGCAUGCAAGCAACAGCCACACUUCUUUCGCUACUAAGCCAUGAAGACCCCCGGAUUAAAACCUACAUUCUCAACCGACUCAAUUUCCCCUAUACCCAUGAGUAUGCCCAGUAUCUUCUUAUCACGCAAGCCAAAUGCAAGUCCUGUCUCCUCAAAGCCAUUCAAGCCUCCACCACACCAUCUCCCAUUCACACCUCCGAAUCUUCUUUAUUCCCACCCGAUGCCGAGCACUUCUUCCGAGACUCCGUCUAUGAAUCCAUCCUUAUCCAUACCCCACCAACCCCAUCAAUCCUACCAACCCAAUAA